AUGGAGGAGGAAGUGCCGCCGACGAGGAUCUUGAUAGCGGUGAAUCCGUCUUCUAUAAAGGGGUACCCGCACGCUUCAAUCAGUAGCCGGACGGCCUUCGAGUGGGCGGUGGAGAAGGUUGUUCGCUCCAAUACCCGCGGCUUCGUUCUCCUCUUCCUCCACGUCCAGGUUCCUGAUGAGGACGGUAUGCGGUUUCCACUUUGGGAUUCCUCCCUCCCUCCCUCCAUUGCCUCUUUUAGGCGGUUAGCUUCUGCUUGCGUUGUUGUGCCGCGGGAUCUAGGGCUCUCUAGUUGUCCAGCUUUCGCUUUUUGAUCGUCUGCCUGUAUUCGUGUGCGGCCUCGGUUUCGUAUGUUAAAAGCCCUGGAACCUUGAUGAUUGAACGUGUCGUGAUAUAAGAGCAAACCACGUUGACGAUUAUGAACGGAAGGAGAUCUUAGAGCCAAGUUAGGUCAUUUGUGCUUCUGUUUACAAUUUUCACUUUGUAUUGUUCGCACAUUGUAGCACUUAUUCAUUUCAAACAUCACGAAUAAAAAAAAAUCAUCAAAAUUUUGUCAACAUGUUGAGAGUAGAUGAGGGUCCUUUACGCAAAGAAGCUACUCGGACACGUAUUCCCAGUUGUGCUAGAUGGUGCGUUCCGACUAUUUCUUUCCUAGUGAAGAGUUUAGUAAAAGAGGUUUCAAUAAAAAUUGAAAAAUUUAGAGAAUAUGAACUCGAGCCUUGUGCUAGAGACCGUAAUAAUACUCAUGACGAGAAAAAUAAUGAUGAUCAUAAUAUGAGAGAAAUUUGAUUCCUAAUUUCUGGUAGUCUUUUUUAUCCUUUUUUUCUUUAGUUGAAAGAUCAUGAACAUAGAUGGAGAAAAGAUUGGUACCAAUUACUGGCCGCUUGAAACUCUCAAAGCUUUGGCGGCAACUUAAUUUACCUCCCAUUGCAUUCUGAAAAUGAAAGAAUUAAUUAUUCGUGAAUUUAGCUCGGAUGAGCAUUUGGCUUCCUUGUGAUGAGGUUUUUUGGGGGAAAAAAGAGAGUAUCCUUGCUGUAAUUUAGUUCACUCUCCGAUUCCUUCUCUUCGGAUAGGCAUGCUAAUUAGCAACAUAACGCUUAUUUGGAGGAAUGCACACACACACACACGUAUCCCUAGUUAGGUAGAUAAGGAAUGCCCUUACGUCUGGAAAAUUAUCCACAUCCUUGUGAACAAACUAAGAUGAAUACACCUUUUCUGGAUUCUUUCUCUGCAUUGGUAUUGAUCCCAAGUAUCCACCUUAGAAAAAACUUUGUGGCUUUCCCGCACAUUGCGAAUAUCGAUUCUGUACCUUUCUCUAUCCAUCCAAAUUUUGUUGGGAACUUGAAUUUAGCUGCGUCUCCUCCUGGGGAUUAGCAUUCACAUGGCGACAUAUUCCCCAGAUAGCAUUUCGUUGGAAAAAAGGAGAUUUACAAAGGUCACAGCGGUAUACUCUAUAGGAGCUGUGACACAUGCAAGAACCGAAGUGAAAUCUACUGCGUCUCCAUCUAGAUUCCUUGCUGUCUUCUAGAUUAAUUGCAGAUUACUGUUGGCAAAACUCAGUUUUCUUUGAAUUCCUCCCAAUUGAUAUACUUUUAUUCUAUUAACUGUUGUGCUUCCAUUUUAUAACUCUGGGUGCGGAUCACGGUGCAUACCAGCUGACACUACAUUCCUCAUAUCUUGCCAACAAUAGGAUUUGAUGAUAUGGACAGCAUUUAUGCAUCGCCUGAUGAUUUCAAGCGCAUGUCGGAGAGGGAAAAGACACGAGGGCUUCAUUUGCUGGAAUUCUUUGUUGAACGUUGUAAUCAAAUUGGGGUAUUGGAAAUUUCUCAUUUAUUUGUCUCUUGUGCUCCCUCGUUUUCCCAUACAAAAAAAAUUUCCUGUCACCAAGUUUUUGCAUUUCUUGAUAGCUUCCCUGUGAGGCAUGGGUCAAGAAAGGGGAUCCCAAAGAAGUCAUCUGCAGCGAGGUGAAGAGGGUGCAGCCGGAUCUCUUAGUUGUUGGAUGUCGUGGACUUGGACCCUUCCAAAGGUAAGCCAUGAGAUGUUGAACUUGCAUGCGAUUUUUUCGCUUUCAUCUUGGAACUGGUUUCCCCUUUUUAUUUAUCACGUAAUUAAAAACAUUAUGCCGGCUUACUGAUAAUAGUAUUUCAAAUAGAGGGUGGGAUACCGCAGUUUUAAGGAGAAAUGAGGCGAAUUACUCUAAAUAAAAUGAUUUUUUUUCCGCACCACCAAAGUGAGGCUGUCAACCUCAUUAAGAGAUACAUUGGGUUUACCAAGAAAUAUGUAUGCACUAAGAUCAUACGGUUUGCAGAACUCUGCGUACCUUGAAAUUGUGGCCGUCUACUGGUUGAUCAUGGACUGUAGUAUACCACCCAUGUCCUUGACAUCUACAUGCCACAGCAAGGACAGUCAACUGAGAGUUUUACUGUUUCAGGCUUCUUCAGCUCAACACAUUAAAAAAGUAAGCCUUCUACUCGACUCUUUCGAGUAUUUCUGACUCACAAAGAAGAGGGAAAUGAUCUAAUUAUCCAGAGAUACACCAACUUGGAUAAUUUAGGCUUCAGAAACUCAAAAUCGUCCUGCCAUGCCUCUUAGCUUCCGUCUAUUAAUUAUUUUCUGCAUUUUAUGCAUCCUCCCCUGUUGCUUCUGAAAUUACGAUUCGCUGUACUUUUUUUUUCUACGAAGUGUGUUUCAGGCUUCUGAAAUUACGAUUCGCUCAAAAUAUAUGUUUCUUGUGACUGGGUUGGUGUUGACAUUCCCAGGGUUUUCGUGGGCACUGUGAGUGAGUUCUGCGUGAAGCAUGCGGACUGCCCAGUGGUGACCAUAAAGAGGAAGGCAGGAGAGGCUCCACAGGACCCAGUGGAAGAUUGA
Molecule: messenger RNA, 2866 nt
Organism: Spirodela intermedia
Lineage: Eukaryota; Viridiplantae; Streptophyta; Magnoliopsida; Alismatales; Araceae
Source: the annotation of a GenBank genome assembly